Messenger RNA from Ictalurus punctatus (channel catfish), 3583 nucleotides. It is a transcript of the gene tmem79b, whose product is annotated as transmembrane protein 79b. Gene Ontology annotation, cellular component: lysosomal membrane; trans-Golgi network membrane. The record is from RefSeq and is a predicted model, not a curated record. Gene Ontology annotation, biological process: regulated exocytosis. NCBI's taxonomy places the organism in Eukaryota, Metazoa, Chordata, Actinopteri, Siluriformes, Ictaluridae. The transcript is spliced from 5 exons. The coding region runs from base 266 to 1489 and encodes 407 amino acids.
CGAGACACAGCCAGUAGAAGGCGCAUGGAGCCACACACACGCACCUGGACACACCUGAAGUUCCACUUCCGGAAAAUUCCUAAAUAAGACCCGGAGCAUGUUUCGCUAGGAAAACUGACCAAAACUCCAGGAAAUCUAUUCUACUGAAUUUUGGAAAGGAGAACUUCAAAUGUGAUCCCUGUUCUGAGAGAUGACCUUUCAUGAACACUGGGAUGGUAUUUAAUGUGCCACUACAUAAUAAGUCUAAAAUAUUUUUUAAUUCAAGAUGUCUGAGGAUCUUUCUACGGACUCUGUGCCAAUUGUCAAAGCUCCUCUAGUUCUGACACCAGAACCAGCUGUUCCUGACUGGGAAAUGGAAAAGAAGAUAAAUACAGACAUGAAAAGAACAGAAGAAAAGAUCAGUGAUGCGGAUACGCAGUCAAGCACACUGCCCUGGUCUGGAGACAAGGCUGAUCUCAAACUAGAGAAGAGCGGAAUGGAUCUUGUAGGAGAGAAAGAGAGCGAGAGAUCAGAUAGUGGGUCCAUCCGUGGAGGAGUAAGCAGGACGGAAAGCGAGAGAGAGUUUGGUGGGCGAGAAAAGCAGGCAACGUGCGAAGACUGCCUGGAGGGAAAGCAGCCUGAGCUAAACGAGAAGGCUCCACACUUGGAGAUUGAGGUGGAGGAGUUGAACAGUAUGCCAGAGAAAGCAGCCGGGGUCUUCAAUCCGAGUGUGAGCGUCCUUCGCUCUACCAGCUUGCCUGAUCCGCCCAAGUACAGGUCAGAAAUGUGGCCGGAGGAGAAUCAUGCCUUGAUUAGACAGCAAGAAACUGUUCCAGAUGGCUACCAUGAUUUCCAUGACUACCACGACUAUCCCAAACAGAGCAACUUGCAAGUCUGUUCAUGUGCUGGGACAUAUCGUGAUGCGCUGAAAAUGGCCGUAUCUAUACUCAUGUCAGCUCUGGUCUUCCCUGUCCUGGUCUGGGGUGGCUAUACUUUCUUACCCUUUGAUGCUCCUCUGCUGGAUAACGCCCCUCUAAGAUUGGUCUACACGCUGCGCUGUUCAGUCUUUGCAGUUAUACCGAUUGUUCUGGGUAUGUUGGUGCUGGGUGUGUCCCGUGUGCGCUACCGUUCUCUGAAACCUCAUUGUGAGGGAGAGGUUGAAGAGGUGAACAUCCACCGCCGCUACGUUGAUGACUCCGUCUCACUCUUUCUGCUGUACUUCCUUCAGCUGGGUGUCAUGGCUGCUUAUCUGAACCAGAACCUUCUCAAACUGGUGCCUCUCCUCACUAUCAUCUUUGCCACUGGCAGGCUGGUGUACUGGAUUGCAGCAGCGUGGGGAAGCAGCUUGAGGGGUUUUGGGUUCGGGUUCUCCUUUUUGCCUAUGCUGACCAUGUUGGUGGCCAACUUGUACUUCAUCUUCAUGGCUGAUUCUGCUGGCUCAAUCUUUGCCCAGGAUGACCAGGAACAACCCAACCCUCCUCCAGAGUACAGGAAGAGGCUGUGGGGAUAGAGUGAGAUCAGAUACCCCAACAAUGAGGGAGAGUUUCUUCAACUGUGCCUUUGUAUAUCUCUCAUUUUUGCUAGCUAUAUAGAACACUGAUCAAAUGCUUACAUACAUGUAAAAUGUAGUUUUGAGGCAAAUACAUAUGAAUUGUGCAUGGAGCUCAUGAUGUGAUUUUGCCAUUUAGUUUAGAAUGAUUGUCACAAGAUUCCACAUCUGCAAUUUGGCUUGACAGAUUAUAUUGGAUAAAGGGGUGAAGAGACUAUAUAUGGUUGCCUUAUUUAAGACGUGUAGUAAGAAGAUACCCUACUGUGAUAGAUCAGUCUAUGUUGUUAGUUAUGUGAAUAGUAGUGCUAAUGAGUAAAUUCCAGAGUGUAAUCGAGCAAUAUUUAAAUAUUUAAAAGUGACAGCAGGUUGCUUAAAAUAAAUGGCCUAUGAAUGAAACAAAGGCAGAUGUGGAAAGAUUUAUUUUCAUAGACUACUUAUUUUCUUUCUAAUGCCAAAAGAACAGGCUGAAUAUUUCUUUUCUUGCUGAAUGGAGUUUAAAAAUAUGUUGAAAUAACCUUAUAGCAUGUUUUGUGUAGUUUGUAUUUGUGUGAAUUAUACAGUCCCUGAAGUGGGUCCAUUCAUUCUUCAUUAAAAUGGUAGUAAGAGGGAGGUCUUCCAAUCCUUAUGGAAGCUUGGUAUGGAUUAUUUGAAUGUGUGUGAGGGGAGGGGGGUGAUUGAAAGAAAUGUCAAGGACAGAACAAAUGUGUUAAAAUGUCUUAAGUUUGAAUGUUAUUUUUGGAUACUUUUGUAUUAACUCUUGUAAAUAAGAUGAUCAAAUUUCCAUUUAUUUUCUCUGAAAUCAUGUCAUUAUAUCCUAAGACACUCAUAACAGAAGACUACAUGCACAAUGGGGGUUGCAUAUGAUUUGAGUAGAGCACUACCAGGACAGUUUCCUUCAGAAUUAGUGAAGUUUUCCAUUUGCUUGUUUUAUAUAAUGUAAUCUAGCCUAUAAAGGGUCCCCCUGCUCCAUCACACUCAUUCUCUGGCUGUUCUCACCAACCGAGAGAUCCAGGUGGUCCUGUUAGUGUACACUUGUAGAACUAUGGUUGCUAUUCUUCCUUUCAUUUCUGACUGGCAGGGUGGUUUCUUUCAGAUGUAAUGGAGGCUGUGUAUCAAAAUCAUCACAAGGGUUUAUAAUACAAUCGAAUCGUGCACCCUGCUGGACAAUAACAGCCAGGAUUGAUAAAUAGUGCAAAUAUCAGACAGAAUCACUCCGGUGAGGUGCAGCAUUCUCAGUUUUACAAGUGUGAAUGCUGUUGCCAGAUGUAGAAAGUCUAUUUAUGGGUAGUGUGUGAUGACUGUGUGAUAACUAGUCGUUUUCUUUAAUCCAUCACAAAAGCUUGCAUAGCCCAUAAGAUUCAUGCCCAUGAGCUGCACAGUUUGCCCAUGUGUCAUGGCUCUUCUUGUAUUUGUCUUUCAGUGCUAGAGCUUCCACAUGCAAAAUCAGGAGCUCUGUCUGGUUUGUAACUAGCUGAUGGGACUGUCCCCACACACAGCCCGGUGAUCAUGCCUAGUCCUUUCCCAAAACUGCUUUCUUGUGUGGGUUUAUAUAUAUAUAUAGUGUGUGUGUGUGUGUAUAUAUGUAUAUGUGUAUGUAUUAAUUUUUUUUUUUUUAAAGAAAUGAGGCCUCCUAUAGGCUAAGAUCAUGUUGCAGCAUUAUUACCAACAUUGUUACCUAUUAUACUUGGCAAGGAAAUAAGCAAUUGGAAAACUCCACUAGUUUUUCUGAAGGAAACAGUCCAGUCAGUCUGGAACAAAAGUAAAUACAACUGCACCUGCUCUCUUUUUGUUUUCUAGAAACCUUCCAUUGACUGUUUCUAUUUAUUUUAUUUUUUUAUCUCUGCUGAAUAAUGUAGCAAAGAAUGCACUGCAUUAUAGUUUACAUGAUUCAUUUGUUCCCAGUGUAAUUCUAUAUUAUAAUUCUGUAUAAAAUCCAGACAAAGAACAACAUGUAUAAAAAUCUCUAAGUCUGUUGAGUUUAAGUUGUAUUGUGUAUUUCCUUUUCGCACUUAUAUACUGUGCACUAACCUUAAUAAACUGGAAAUAAUAUUUUUA